Messenger RNA from Cladocopium goreaui, 729 nucleotides. The record is from the annotation of a GenBank genome assembly. NCBI's taxonomy places the organism in Eukaryota, Dinophyceae, Suessiales, Symbiodiniaceae.
AUGUCGAGCGUUGCUCGAAAGACGGACGUUUCUCAAACUUCAGAAAAUGCCAAGGGUUUUGAGAGGAGCCCAUGGAGCCCAUGGAGCCCGAGGCAGCCUUGCUUUCAUUUAGGCGCCCUGGCACGUUCCGACGUGAAAACCAAGGAUGAGAGCACAGAGCGAAGCGAUUCUGAGGAUCGGGAUCGGAACCUCUUCCUAGAGCUCGAUGAGGAUGUUCAAUGCGAAGAAUUGCCUGAAGCACUUUGCUGUUCACCGUUAUGCAAUUUGCCCUUCAGUUUCUUCAUCCUGGAUCCACGGCACCAGGAGCUACCUAUUGUCCUUGGGAGCCACAAGUUUGCCUGUGAGACCACGGACGAUUUGCUACUCACCAGCUUCGAUUCAUUGUUUUUGAAUGCGAAGUGUCCGACCACAAGCGCAAAAGAUCUUGCCGCAUUCUGGGAAGCAGGCCGGCAAGGUGAAUUUAUCGAAGAGUUGACAGGUGGCGCAUCCUUCGGCGAAGUCGUGGUGGAGGCGGACCUUCACAGUAGGUCUGGGGAACUCAUUCCUUGCACUCUUACUCUGAAGCAGGUAGAACUGGACGAUGUGCUGUUUGUAGCCGGAGUUUCUCAUCCCACAGUUCUUGGCGCUCAGAAGCAGAAUGACAUCAGCAUGGACGAAGCCAUCCAGGUUAUGGCCUCCGAGUUCUUCUUCUCCGCCCCGAUGCGUCGACAGAUCGCCGUGGAGCGCUGA